AUGGUAGUGAGGCAUGAUGGAGGCAUGCUGGUAGGUCAUUGGCUCUUGGGGGAUGGUUAUCUCACUUCUCCACAUGGACACCGGUUCGGGAUUCCUAUUGUACAUGACAUCCAAUACAACUGGGCGGGUGUUCAGGGGAGGGAACCCGCUGGUCUCAUGCGCGGGCUCGCCCUCCCUCAGGCAAGAGUGCCUCGGGUUCUGAAACGACCACAUCAUAUCGUAUACGGGUGA
Molecule: messenger RNA, 231 nt
Organism: Aspergillus niger
Lineage: Eukaryota; Fungi; Ascomycota; Eurotiomycetes; Eurotiales; Aspergillaceae
Exons: 3
Coding region: 1-231 (76 amino acids)
Source: RefSeq, a predicted model, not a curated record